This is a messenger RNA of Pyricularia oryzae 70-15, 3324 nucleotides long. RefSeq lists its product as uncharacterized. The transcript has 4 exons. The coding region runs from base 1 to 3324 and encodes 1107 amino acids. The record is from RefSeq and is a predicted model, not a curated record. Lineage: Eukaryota; Fungi; Ascomycota; Sordariomycetes; Magnaporthales; Pyriculariaceae.
AUGGCAGAGACCGUAGGACUAAUCUGUUCCUGCCUGGAAUUGACCGGUCACGUCUUUGAGGUGGCCAAGCAGGUCAAGCUGAUAAAGAACGCACCGAAAGACAUUCGACAGAAGCAUAAAGAGAUUGCAGAGCGCGCCUCCAAAAUUAUGUGUAUUAUGCAGAUACUGGAAAAGUCAGGUAUCCACGCCAAGAGCAUAUUGUUGAGCUCGCAACCUCUUCUGGAUUCUAUACACGAGGCGAAAGAGCUCCUGGAGCGAGUGUUCCCAAGGGGCCAAGAGAGAAAAUGGGAGUUGGUUCGUGGUGGUAUCAAAGCAGUAUGGGACAAGGAAGAGAUCAAAGAGGCGCUCGACAAGGUUCAUCAAGAGCAGAUGGUAUGGUUGGGAGGAUUGCCUGCGCACCUGCAUGUUCAGGUUAUCGAAAAACUGGACAAAGUCUCAGAGGGACAUAUCCGGGCAGAGGCUCUGGGUGUCGAGACACUUGCUUCUACUGCUCGUAUCGAAAGUGCAGUUGCAGGCGCACAAGAGUUUGUCGAGCAGGCGAAGAAGGAGUUUAUGGAUGAAAUGAGGCUGCUGCGUCAACAGUUUUACAACCAAGCCGCCGUAGACAUCAACCAAAAGGUCCCAGCUAACACGAUUACCAACAGCAAUGUCAAUGAGAGCACGGCAGUAGUUCUCGCGGCAAACAAGAGAGCACUGGAUAAUCUCGACAGCAAGGACUGCAAUUGCGUCAGAUUGCUGACGCGUCGGGCCAUAAUGAAAGCCAGCAUCGUGUCCCAGUCCCUCUACCAGCACAGGCAAGACUGCCCUUACUAUGAAAGUGGCGACAUGAGGCAGACCUACUGCGCCUACUUGCCAUCCUGGAGUGUUUGUUGGUUACCCGGCCUUAGGGGGAAAUACGUGACGGUCGGUUGGGACCACCGCUUCAAAGGGGGCGCCUUUUCUACAUAUCCCAUCCUGCGGAUAACGCGCCAAAUUAGGCGCGGGGACUCGCCGGUCUUCAAGGUGCUUGACCAGUUCAGCGCAAGCUUCCCUUGGGCGAUGUGGGCAUGGAAGACCGAGUUUCCAGAAAUACACCAGCGCGUCGCUAAGCCUGAGGAUCUGGAGGCAAGCAUAGACAGAAUAAAGUCGUUCUUCCGAACCGGCAAGGGCUUUCCGACAGACGUGGAUGAAAACGGGCAGUCAAUAUGGCAGGCAAGUUUGAUGAUUUUUAAAGCAGCUCUGAUAGGCGAGCAUAGUGAGCUGAUACCCUCUCUCCGAGAGCUCUUGUUGACGCUCUUGGAAAGUGGGGUUCAGCCUGACCAGGAAUACCGCGGUUCCGACUAUUUGACGCUCAAGAGCAUAUGGCGGUGGCCAAUCGACCAAGCGACCUAUGAGUUUUUCGAUGGCAAGACGACAGCCUUGGAUGGCUUUAGGCUGCCGCUUUAUGAUGAAUUGAAGGCGGCAAAAUAUAUCGAGGACGAUGCCAAAUUUGAUUCGAUAUUUGAGAAGAUACCACCGAUGGCCUGGAGGCCAUUGCUUCGGGCACACCCAGAACUCUUGGAUGAUUAUGGAUUGACGCCAAUCGCCCAAAGGCUACUGCUCACGUCUACGGUUGAGAAGUUCAAGGACAGUGUUACCUGCAAAAGCCUUCGAGACUGGGACAGAGAAAAUAACUGGUGGCACAAGAGGGUGCUUCUCGGCUGGCCAGAGAUUAUUCCUUACAUAGCUCAGGCUGGAUGCAGCCUCCCCAUCGCACUAGAAGAUGCCUGCCUGACUGGUUGCGUCGAAAUAGUUCGAGCACUUCUCAGGGUGGAGUACCUUCCUAUUCGAACUGUGCACCUCGACAAUGCGUUCAACUGCGGGAGCAGUAGAGUCCUGGAAACUGUGGUUCAAGAAAUGAUGGCCAGGCGGGAGAUGGUGUGCGAGCUGGCAUCUGCCGUCUUGCAGCCAGAUGUUCUGGAGGGGUUCGGCUUGUGUGUUCCGGGCCGGGCGCCAUCACCAAGGGAUGCUCGCAGACUGCUCGAAAUCACGCUGGAUGAGUAUCAAGGCCAGCUCGCCAAAGCUUUGAGGAACCUUGGGAGCUCCACGGCCUACUUCAUGAUUGACUCUGAAUUCCGCGAUGAACAGACCGACGAGUUCGCAAUGGUUGAGCGGCUGAGUUGCAUCAAUCUCUUCGAAGAAUACACAUUUCUAGACCCGGCUAGUUGUAACUUGGGAGGGGAUUAUGCAGGUGCUAUCCAGUGUCUCCUCGAUGCGGGUUUUCAUGAUUUGGACAGGGAGGAUGAUAACAAGCAGACGGUACUUUACAAGACUUGUCACAACUACAAGCCUGAAGGGGCAGAAUUUGGGGUCGACGAUCGUGACCUUCUCUGGCUCCUGAAACAUAGCAAAAAAAACCAGUUUCCGCUAGAACUGGCUUCAGAGCAUCAAUCGCUGGUCAGCCCUAUAUUCUAUGCAGCGAGUGCUCUAAGACAUGUCAGCAUCGAGGCUUUGAAAGAUGCAGGGGUACUUGAGCAGCUAUCGGAGGUGCCCACCGAUUGCUGCGAAUGUUUCUGCUCGUCCAAUGGCUGUAUGCCGCAUUACAUGUUUUUGAGAUGUGACGGCAAUGGUUGCCAAGAGGGCGCAAAGCACGACGCGUGCACCGGAGACGCAUACGGAGUCACGGGUCGCGAUGGCUGUCUACAUCAGUGGUGUGAAGCAUGGGCACUUCCAGACCAUCAAAUGGAACUUUACUAUGCCGAAGCCUGUCGACUUGAGGUUUUUGAGAGGUUGGGGAUGAAACACACCUGCUGUGCUUCAGGACGGCGGAAAGAUUACCUGGAUCGCAUUCGCGGGCUGGAAGGCAUACGUUCCAGGUUCGAUGACUACCAGACUGAGCGACCACGAGUGAACAUACCAAACAGAUGGCCGCGAGCCGACGACAGCGAGCGGCAAGAGUUCCAAGAAGAAGACGCAGAAUUAAACGCAGACCUCGAAAGGGUGAUGCAUUACUAUGACAAGAUGCGGGCACCGUUUCUGACUUCCCCAGUCUGUGGAGAGGCUGACGAAGACUUUUGCGACUCUUUCUGGUUCCUUUGGUGGUCAUGUGUUGAUCGGAUCCUGCCGCCGCUCGGGAAGGAGAAGUGCGUAUAUCGUGGGAUUGAAUUCAGCCGGCGGGAGAUUUACAAGGAGCGCGGAGUGUAUGAAAAAAUGGACGAAGAAUUUGCAGACAAAAGGGAAGACGAAAGAGAGGCUGCUCUGAGCGCAGCAGGAUAUGAAGGCCUGGAUUUUAGGGAUGUAGUCGACGAAUAUUUCGGAGAAUCCUUGGAUGCAAUUGUUUUUCUGCGUAGCUGGAGGGCCAAUUAG